CACAGCUCAAUCCACGUCCACAACCAGCAGAUUCAGAAGCAGCAACAGUAAAAUAACAUUUCCUCGAUUGACAGGUGGCAUGGAUCUUGGAAAUAUCACCCUGGGCUCAGCCGAAAACUCUCCAAACCAGAGCAGCUGUGAUGUGUUUGUCUACCAAAGAGCGGCAGUGGUCCUCUUCCCUAUUUUCUACUCAGUGGUUUUCAUCAUCAGCGCGUGCGGCAACAGCCUGGUCCUCUACGUUAUCUGCCAGAAGAGGCAGAAGUUCAACUCCACCUCCAUUUAUUUGGUCAACCUUGCUCUGUCUGACACUUUGUUCACACUUACGCUGCCUGGGAGAAUUACCUACUACAUCCGUCACUAUGACUGGCCCUUUGGAGACUUCCUCUGCAGACUGACCACACUUCUUUUUUUCGCAAACACAUAUGCAGGUAUUGGCUUCAUGACCUGCAUCAGCCUGGACCGGUACUUGGCCAUGGUGCAUCCACAUCGUCUGCAGUGUCUGAGGAGCACAAAGGUGGUUCGCAGGGUCUGCUGCCUGGUCUGGGCUUUGGUAUCUCUGCAGAUAGCUCCCCUGGUCUUCCGGAGCAUGCUGCGUGAGCACCAGGAAAAACGGACCUGCAUGGAGUACUUCAACUUCGAGGGCUCCCGCUUCACCCCCUACCUCCUACUCGUGGCCUGUGCCGUCUCCUUCUGCUGUCCUCUCGCCGUCAUCAUGGGAUGCUACGCCAAGAUCAACCUCAAACUGAGAGCUGCGGCGAAGCAGAACUCGGUGACGGGUCGAUCGAGGAGAAAUCACAGGGCCAACACCAUUAUUCUCCUCAUCCUCCUCACCUUCAUCAUAUGCUUCAGCCCUUACCACGUCAACGUUAUGCAGUUCAUGUUCAGAAAAAUACACCACCAGCCAGGGUGUGAAGAGCUGAGGGCCUUUAAGGUGUCGUUACAGAUUACAGUCUCAUUCAUGAACUUCAACUGCUGCUUGGACCCAGUCAUCUACUUCUUUGCCAUCAAGACGUACAAGAAGCGCGUGAUGAGCCUGUUUAAAGACUACCUCUACACUUCCGGGGCCUCCUCCAAAGCGACAACCGAGAACAGCAGCAGCAACACCUGAGAGAAACCACAGCUGCGCUCACAGGCCAUACAUCUAGUGUUACACGGAAGACCUGCUUUACCACACUAUACUUAAAAAAGGCCUAUUUUACUCCCUUGUGUUGAGAUGCUGUUUAUAGUGUCAGUUUAACACGGAAAACGUAAGUCCACACCACAUUGACUUAGGUUUGUGUAAAUAUAAAAUUUGCUAAUCUCGAGGUUUCAGUGUGGAGUACAGUAUUUGUUUGUAUUUUUUUUUAUUAUUAUUAUUUUGUAUUUUUUUGAAAACCAAGAUUAUUUUUUCUUAAUUGUAUUCUUCUUCUUUAUAUUAAUCAUCAUUCGGUCCAAUACUGAUUUAAAAAAAAAAAACACACUGGGCAAUAAUGCUAUACAACAGCAGCUUUCACUUCCUUUUUGUAGAAAAAAAACUCUGCAAUCAAAACAUGUGACAAAAAAACAACAACAAAAACAGCAAAUAGAGCAUGUUAUGUGUUAUUGGGCAUGUAGCCUACUACCAAAAAUAUCACAUGGUAUCAAAUAAAUAUUUCAAAACAUGGUGUGAGAAAUGAGAACAUGCCACAGUUCUCUCUUUCGCUCCCACAUCUGACUUCUGUGUGGGAGUAUGUAGAUAACAAUCACCACUUCCUCACCCACCUUUCCUGCUCCCCCUAGUAGGCCUCAUUCCUGCCCCAGGUUCCACAUCUUGUGGUGGGGCUGCUGUGUGUACGUGUGUGUGUGUGCGUGCACGCGCAUUUGUGUCUUACAAAUUCAAGCAGGUGCAAAUUGUGUUUUUUUAGUGCAGAGUCCUAUAUUUAAAUAUAACCUUUGCCAUUUCCUGUGUUUUUGGAAAAACUGUACUAUAAUUUUUGCAUAGAAAGCAAAGUGCAUAACGUGUGUCGUGCAGAAGCAUUAAACUGGUUUAAGAGA
This is a messenger RNA of Mugil cephalus (flathead mullet), 2013 nucleotides long. RefSeq lists its product as uncharacterized. NCBI's taxonomy places the organism in Eukaryota, Metazoa, Chordata, Actinopteri, Mugiliformes, Mugilidae. Gene Ontology annotation, cellular component: membrane. Gene Ontology annotation, molecular function: oxysterol binding; G protein-coupled receptor activity. The coding region runs from base 80 to 1108 and encodes 342 amino acids. Gene Ontology annotation, biological process: G protein-coupled receptor signaling pathway. The transcript is spliced from 4 exons. The record is from RefSeq and is a predicted model, not a curated record.